Molecule: messenger RNA, 1635 nt
Organism: Nematocida major
Lineage: Eukaryota; Fungi; Microsporidia
Exons: 1
Coding region: 1-1635 (544 amino acids)
Source: RefSeq, a predicted model, not a curated record
AUGGACCUGCAAGAACGCGCUGUAAUAGUGGCUGUUCAGUUAAAAUCGUCAACAUACACAAAGGACCGGCUGUCUGCCCUGGGCGAGGCGCUUAAAAUAACAAAAGAAGACGGCAUAAUUGGAGGAACAGAGUUUCUGGAUUCUCUUAUUUUUCUGCUGCAAAGCACCCCAGAGAAGUGCACGGAGGAAAUAUAUAAAAUACUGAGUGCAGUGUUCACGGGCAAGAACGGGAGAGAGUUUUCAAACAUAUUCGUCACAAAAAUAGGGCCAGGCUUUAUCAUAGACACAGCUGCAAACAGCGCAAACAGCGCCAGCGACCUCAUAAAGAGCACUCUUCUGACCGUGGUGGACCACAACAAGGUUGCGCUGGCCGAGGAGAUAACCCGAAGCAGCAAGCACAGUCUGCUUAUAGAAGAGGCCCUAAGCGGAAGCGAGUUUGUGAUAGACAUGCUGGUGCGUCUGGGGAAAGACUCAAAUGCGUUCAGGAAGUUUUUAAUAUUCAAUGGGUUUGUAGAGGGCAUCAUGGAGACAGGCCGCAGCAAAGACAGAGGCCUUGCUCGGUGCAGCAUACAGUCGCUGGCAGAGCUGAUGAACAGCGACAUUUCCAUUGUAAGCUACUUUUUUGAGAUGGGGUGGAGAAGCUGGCUGGAGUCCACGCUCAAAACCCACACAGAGCAUGCUCUCCGGGUGGUGUACGCGUUUGCAGCAUACCCAAAGUACCGGCCUCUUUUAGAAAGCUUUUCCAGCACGCUGUUCCGAAUAAAAGACGCAGCAGCGCUUUUUCUCCUCUCCUACACAGACGCCGUGCGAGACCCGCAGUUUGCAGCUGUUUUGAAGCAGCCGCUUUCUGCGUGUCCGUGCAGGAUGAACUUUGUGCUGGGAAUGCACUCAAACUUGCAUGCAAAAGUGCACAGCGCCCAGAAAGAGAAAAUAGGCUCUCCAGAAUACUUUGGGCUCGUGUCCAACUUUGCACAGGACGUGUCUGCGCAGGAAGUGGCUGAGUUUCUAGCAGACUUUUCCAGCCUUCCUGCAAUGCCUCUGACAAGUGCGCUGCUCUUUCUCAAAACCUCCAUAGCAGUUGCUCUUAGAGAGAUGUCCGAGCAGGUGUUUUCGCAGGAGAUCCUUCUUUUUCUGCGAGAGCUUUUGCAGAAGGACUCCCUCGCCAUGGACUUGCGCGUGCUUGUGGGGUUCUGGCUGCUGCUGGGAUACAUGCACUGCAAAGACACACCCUUUUUUGUGGAGUCUGUCUUCGCAGACUUCCAGGAGACAAUUCUUCCAAUGGCCCUUCGGUUUCUUACCUCUCUGCAGCACCCUGCGCACAACUCGGUCUGCCAGGAGGGAAACUGCAGCAGAUGCUACUUCUUGCAGGUGACAAGCCCCAACGUAUUGCCGCAUUCCGUGUACCUCCUCACGCAGCUACUGUGGGUUCCCACACCACUACACAGCCUUGUGCUUUAUAAGUUUUCUGAGAUAUUCGCGUCUCUACAGACUCCGCCUCCACAGCCCGCAGAGCCUGUGCCGCAGAAAGCAGCCCCGCAGGAGACAGCGCCACAGGCACCUCCUAAAACCCCCAGCAAAGAUUGCUGCACAAGUACUCCGCCAAAAAGCCCUCCCUCGGGCAUAUACGACUUGUAG